This is a messenger RNA of Helicoverpa zea (corn earworm), 8019 nucleotides long. RefSeq lists its product as uncharacterized. Gene Ontology annotation, molecular function: guanyl-nucleotide exchange factor activity. Bases 229 to 7176 code for a protein of 2315 amino acids. The transcript is spliced from 11 exons. Lineage: Eukaryota; Metazoa; Arthropoda; Insecta; Lepidoptera; Noctuidae. The record is from RefSeq and is a predicted model, not a curated record.
UCAUUUCUGGUUCCAUUCACGAGUCGGUCGCCGAGCGUGAGGUUGUGCGUUUCGUUGCCCCGCCGAGCGAGAGUAUCGAACGCGAUGUCUUUUUGUUUAUCAACAAACAAAAUGUGACCAGUUGUGUUUGGUGACAGCAAUAAAACGAUUUUGUGUGUUCUAUUUUUACUUACAAGUUAUUCUUAUGAAAAUAUGUUGAGUUAGCGGAGCCGAAAACAGUGUUUGAAGAUGGAUGGUGCGAACGGUGAUUCUGAUCACUCGAUGACUUGGGAGGACUUUUUCGGUAGCACAACGGACCUAACGCCCACGCUGAUCGGUAUAUACGACUCUUUACUUGAACCAGAAAAGAGUUUAAGACCUGAAGCUAGCCGAUUGGAAACCGCAAAAGAUGCUAGAAAUGAUCCACCAGUAGAUAUAGAAGUGAUAGACCCGCCCAAACCAGACUUAGCUCAGACAAGAGACGACACAAUGAUCACAGGAGGUGUCAAGCUCCCCACCGCAACCUUUAACAAAAGCUCAUUAUACUCAAUACGAACUAAAAGUGAUAACAACGGUGCUAGUGACGAAUUGGAUAAGUGUAAAGUGUUCAGUGAUACUUCUUUAAGCAAAAUUCAUAAAACAAUCAAAGAAAUGAAACAAGAGACGGCGUUCGAUAAUCUCUCGCCAAACGUGAAAAGGAUGAUAUCUGGUGCGACCGAAACGACCACGUUAAAAUUCCAAAAGAAAACUGUGAAUAUUGGCAGAAGUUCAAUGAGGCAUAAAUCUAACAUUCCUUUAGUUGGAGCUACCUCUAAGAUCUCCCAGUCUGGUGUUGAAAUCCUCCCUUCAGUCGACAUUUACGACCAGCCCUGUGCUAUCAAAAGCUUUACUAAAUCCAAAAGUGAGGAGAUAGAAUCUCCAGUUAUUUCUGUGCCGAUUAAACCUGAAUUUAAAAUUGACGAUGCUCAAACUUACGAUGUCCCUACAAACAACAGACCAGCUAUUUACGACGUUCCAGUGGUGAAUAAUAAAACUGCCUUCGAAUCCUUGUCCCUACCUUACAUCGAUCAAUCGAUCGAGCUCUCUAUAACAUCAAACGAUAGAGAGUUCGAUAUCAAACUGUCAUCAAAAGACAACUCACCGAUGAAGCCGAUGCCAAAAAGUCCGGUGCAGUCGCCUGCAAAAAUACCGAAACUCAACGAAGGCACAAACAGUUUGCAUCGAAAAGACUUCGUUAAUAAGAACGAGAGUCCUUCGAAACUUUUGUCGAAAACUGUACCAUAUCCUGAGGCUGUAGGGUCUACAGGGAAUUUGAAAACUUGUGAGAAGGAGGUGAUAAGAUUGAACCCUCCCGUUGAAGUUUCUCGGCCUUUGUCCAUGAGUUCCAUUGCUUCCUCAAGCUCCACAUCAAGUAGUGGGGUACAAAAUAAAGGGGGAGUGAACUCAGCAUACCUGGCUUCCAUCGAGAGUCUGGACGAUCAUAGCGACGCAGACAUGACAUCGGCAAACGGUAGCAAUAAUUUUGUAAAUAACGCCGGGAUCAUGACUGCUAGUGUGUCGGAAGAAAGGAAUUCUCAAGAUACACCACGUGCUCAGCUAGUAGACGAGUUGCCUGGCCUAUCGCAGCUGGAGCGAGUGUGUGCAGAGAUAGUGCAGACUGAAAUUGUUUACGUCGAAGAUCUUAGGCAGGUCGUAGAGGGCUACCUGCAUGUUUGGCGGAGGGAGGUGGCAUUCUCCGAUGAGCAGCUCAGCGAGCUCUUCAAUAAUAUUGAGGAUAUUUACAAUUUUAACAGAUCGCUCUGUGCAGAACUCAACACUUGCAAACUAGACGCCACGUGUAUCGCCCGAUGCUUCGUCAAGAACACUGCUGGUUUCUCAGUCUACACAUCCUACUGUACUGGGUACCCUCGGACCAUGGAGCGACUAGCAGCCCUUGCUUCGGAGCCAGCCAGUGCUCGGGAGUUCAGGGAGAGGCAGAUGGCCUUGGGACAUAUGCUGCCUCUAGCUUCUUACUUGUUGAAGCCGGUGCAGCGGAUCUUGAAGUACCAUUUGCUGUUGCAGAAUGUGGUUAAGCAAUGCGCAUCUCGAGAGACGGAGUACGCGCUGCUGAAGAUGACGGGCAUCGCACAGCACAUCGACGACAUGAAGAGAAGACACGAGCAUGCAGUCAGGGUGCAGGAGAUCCAAUCACUGCUGUACGGCUGGAGUGGACCGGACCUCACCACGUACGGAGAGUUGUGUGCCGAAGGGACAUUUAGAGUAUUCGGCGCGAAGGCAAUGCGUCACGCCUUCCUCUUCGACAAGAUGCUGCUCGUCACCAAGAACAGAGAGGACGGCAUACUGGCGUACAAAUCACAUAUCAUGUGUAACAACAUGAUGCUGGUGGAGUCCAUAGCGGGAGCUCCACUAUCGUUCCACGUGAUACCAUGGGACGCUCCGAGAGCACAGCUCACGCUGCAGGCACGCUCGCCGCGGCACAAGCGGGAGUGGACGCUGCUGCUCAAGCGGGUGAUCCUGGAGAAUUACAACGCAGUAAUCCCGUCACAUGCGAGGCAACUCGUCAUGGAACUUGGGCAAAACAAAACUGAUGAUGACAUGCUAGCAGAGAAAUCUCACAACCUGAUAACUCAAGCAUCGAUGAGGAAACAGCUAUCAGCCCCAGAGUAUCUCGAGAAACGCAAACUAGAAAGAGAAAGAAGAAAAUCUUUCGAGAACGGCACUCGAGGAAGACUUAAAAAAGGCAAUAGAAAAUACACUAUACCUAGUUCUAGAGCCGAAAGUCAAGAAUGUGACUGCCCACAAGUAUCAGUAGAAAAAGGCAUUGACUAUACUUGUGAAAGCUGCUAUGUUGACUUAUGUUCUGAAUGCGAAACAGAACUUAAUAAAGGUAAAAGAGAAGACAAAUGCAAUUGCAGACACGAUGACAAUCUACUCGGAGAGAAAUGUCCCGAAUGUGAUAGAGCACUACACUACAUAGAUUCAGGUAGCGCAGAACACUUAGAAAGGAAACAAUCUGCCUGCAAAUGUUCCGACUUCAAAUCAUCUCAGGAAAGUUUCGGUAAAGAGUUCAGCAAUUCAUUAAUUAAAACACGAGGGUACCACUCUUCUGAUAAUAUAAUAGGAUAUACUGAAAACAACAAAAGUAAAGACGAUUUAAGUGACACUAACAAUUCCUUAACUAAUGUGAGACCAAUACAAAAAACUUGUCUAAAAUGCGCUAAAAUCAAAGAAAAUAUCGUCACUGAUUCAUCUAGCACAAUACAUUCUAGAAGAUCUAGAUGCAACGACACUGAAAAAACUAAAACAGAUACCUUAAGAUCUAAAUCUAAAGAUGACCCACAGAGAUCUAAAUUGUCCAAAAUAGGAACUUGGAGACGAAAGUCUGAACCAGGCCUACAACAAAAUAUGAUAGGAAUUGUAAUGAAGAAAUCUCAGGAAAGUGACAAUGAAAGAGAAGUAAGAGGCAAUGAGAAGAUAGAAUUUGAAUGUAAAAACUGUGGCUCAAAUAAAAUAACAAAGAAACUUAGGGCAAGUGAUGGGACAAUUAUUUCUGAUCCCGAAGUCGACAGCAGAAAACGUACCGGUCCUUUGAAACCUGCAGUUGAAAUAAGAAUGUACAACACGAAAAAUAUACCAAAGAAGAUUUCCAAAAUUAAAAAGAAUAGAGCUAAAGGUUUACGGUUGGGGUCCGAUACAACUGCUAAAUUCUACGCUGACUUUUCCACCGAUGUGUCAACAGAGAACAUUCUACACAUAUCCGAGUCUAAUGACAGUUUGAAUGUUGAUAAACCUAAAGACACAAUAAUCCCUGUACCUGAAACCAUUAGCAAAGACGAAGAUAUAGAUGAAGAAACUUACAAGAAACUAAUAGAAAAGACGGAUUCAUUCAAAAAGAAUGAAUUGGAGAAAGUAAAGUACUUAAAUAAGCAGAAAGUGAUUAAUGAAGGCUCAGAAGCUGAAGAUAAAGCUUGUGAAAUUGAGACUAAAGAAGAAGUAGUAGAAAGCUGCGAAGAAGUAGAACAACCUCUAGAACAAAUAAUUUCACAGUUACUAAUGCAGAACAGGGAGUUCCAAAAGCUAAUAAAAAAGCAACAGCUAAGGAACACAGCUCAGAGACGACAUCAGAGGCUAAUGAAAUCUCAUUCGAAUCCCGAACAAGUUAUAUUAGCUAAGAACCUAGAAUCAAGUCAAUUAAAACCUAAAUAUGGACGGCAGACUUCAGAAGAUUUAGAAGCAAAUAAAAAUAAUGUUGAAGAGAUCGAAAAUGAGACUACAACAAGUUCUAGAACCGAGUUCACCGAAGAAAUGGAUGACGACCAUAUUUACGAAACGUUACGAGUUGACAAUAGAAUAGACGAAAGCCUACAUUCGUUGAAUACAAAGAGUAAAGUUAUUCAACAUAAUGUUCACGUCGGCAGACCAAAACGACUGCCUACGCCUCCAAAUAAUGACGAUGUACCUGAGAAUUCUCAUCACGUUGGCCCUGACUCUGAUUACGUUUACUUAUCGUUCGAUAAACUUAACAAAUUACAAGACACUGAAGGAAUUUACGAUGUUCCAGUAAGAUCUCCGGAAAAAGUCGACAGGAACUCGGAUUAUUAUGUCACAAUGGAGAAUAAGGGACCAAUCAUUACUGAAAACGUCUACGACUCAUUAAUAGAAGUUUGCAGGCGGAAGAAAGAGGUACCAAAUGAUUUGCCGAGCGAUUACUUACCGAUGAGUCCAGAUCAACAAAGCCCAAACACUCCUGAGAUCUGGCUAAGUAGACAGAAAGAACAUUGUAACGUUUCUAGAGAUAGGAAAUCAGGUUCUCUACCUAGAAGUUUUCAAGUAGUAACGAGUAAUCAAGAAGAAUCGAAUCUAGUAACGUUUAAAUGCAAGCCUAACAGUAAUAGCAAAACAUAUUUAAAUAGGGACGGCAAAGUAAUGAGUACGGACAGACCAUACACGAUAGCCUCAGAUCAAAGUGAAAUUAAUUAUGAUGACAUGAGUGAAGGAGACAUAAUUAAGUUCAACAAUUCAAAAACUAAUGAAACAGAUUUUGCUCAGAACAUAAGUCAAUCAACAUUGGAAUUGGAGGAAGAAAUUGAUAGAUGCUACAAAAGUAAAUUCGAAGAUUUGAAUCUCGAUAAAAAUAAAAAUGAGAAUCUUUUAACGGUUUCUCAGCCUAAUUUAAAUAUCUCUACUACAUCAUCCUGCGAAGUUUUGCCUUUAGAGCAAAACGAUGACAGUAAGUCUAACGAUAUUGAAGUUAUUCAUCCAGAACACAAAAUUUAUAAGCCAACAUCAAACAUGCUUUCCCUUAAAAAUGUGCUGAGUCGCUUCAAAAAUAAAACCCCGAACAAGAGCAAUGAUGACGCAGAAAUUAACGCCAACGAUCACAGCAGCCCUGAUAGCACUAAAUCCGAUCUCAAAAGUCCGUCAAGUGAAAAAAGACCAAACUUGAAUCCUAGAAGCUACUCCAAGAACCUUUUACAAAGAUUCAGAAGUAUAAUAGGCGACGAACAUACUGAUGACAAUCAAAACAAACCUGAGGUUGUAAGCAAAGUUCUACACACUGAAGAUCUGCAAAAUAAUUUGAUUAAAAGCGACAUUAAAGUUGUAAUAACAUCAACAGACACAAGUCCUACAACUUCGACUAUAGUUUAUGCAAUUAACAAUGAGUUACUGAGCAAGAGUGUCUGUGAAAAUAGCACGAUGUCUGAAAGUCAAAAUGAGAAGAGCAAUUUAGACGCUUUAUCUCUCAGUUGCGACAAUAUCAACCAAAAACUAGGAAUCCAUCGACCGGCCUACGAGAAAAGUGUCAGUAUGGUAACAAGCAUAUCCAGCUCAGUUGGAUCGCCUUCCAAAUCAAAUAAUAGUUCCUACCAAAGCUUAAACAAGCUGCCCAUAUACAUGCAAGGUAGUAAACAUUUAGGAGCCAGGAUAGCUCAAUCAGAUUACGUAGAUCCAAUGACUCUAUCUAGCGAUAAAUCUCCACUUAAGACGGUCAAUGUACUUAUUAAUAAAAAUGCCGUGAGACCUGAUAGUUUAUUUUCUAAUUCUUCAUUUGUGACGUCUUCGAGCGAGGGAGCCUAUCAAGAUAUACAAAAUAAAGGAAACGUUAAUCAAAAUAUUGUAGAAAGUAAAGAGGAAACGCAACGAUCGAUUCAGACUAACUCUGACGAGAGUUACUAUGAGAAAUCAUUUGAGAAGAUUGAACAAGUAACUGACGAAGAUGUGUUUAGAGAUUCUGCAGUAUAUUCUGAUCAGGAAGACGUAGAAGACACGAAAAUUGAAAUUGUAGGUAAAGAUAAGAUAAUAAACAAGACUGUUACUAAAGUAGAGAGCGUGAAACGGAAUAAUUCAUUCAAAUCUCAAAAAACAACGAUAACUACAACUGUUAACGAAAAAUGCAACAAACAGACGCGCGUAGUGGUGACUACUAACAAAACAGCGAAUAUUGAACGUGUAAAUAGUAAAAUAGAAAAGGUUGUGAAACCAAAAGUAGCUCCACCUGUGCCCACGAAGCCCAAAAUAAAUCAGAUAGCAAAUGCUUCUCCCAUCGUACAGAUCAAAACUGCAUCUAAAACAUUAUCUAGGAGCUCGGAACAAUCUUCAUCCUCAGAAUCAGUGAACAUGAAAACCAUUAAAAGAAAUGUGAAUUACAGACCAGCAAUAGUAAGAUCAGAAUCUAUUCCUCCAAGUGACAAUCCAAAAGCAGUUGAAGAUAAAAUGACCAAAAGUGAUAUUCCAAGUAAAGUUAGCGAAAAGACAGAUACAGUAGAUAAUUUGGACAUGAAAGCAAAACCCCAAGGCAAUAUAGAAAUUAAAAGACUUAGCUUCGAAAGAGCCAGCCUUGAUUCUGCGACCAGAAAAUUACGAUCAAUAAAUGAAGUGAAAAAGUCGUUACUGGAGCAACCGAAAACAUCAAAAUCUGUCUUGGAAAGGAGAAUGGAGAUCGAGCAACUGUCGAAAACUAAUAUAAAACCGAAUCCUAACGUAAAAAAACCGGUACAGGCAGCUAAACCAAAGUCCAUUACAACAAAAGUAGCUAAUUUCGAAAGAAGCGUCAGUGAGAUUACUGUGAAGGAGAAAACUGUAUCCAAUCCUUGUACUGAUAAAAACAUUCCUAGUAGAAGUAAUUCUGAAGACAGACCAGAAAUUGAUGAUGCUAAAGGCAGUUGGGUGAAGCAGGUUGUCAAUAAAUUUCAAUGAGCUUAUACGAGUGAUAUUUUUGCAUUUAAACUACGCCUUUUAACGGCCAAUCUGUAGAAGGAAUCUAUGGUAGAUUGGUCAGAUUUUAAUCUGUCGUCUUGUGUGACAUCUGAGAAGAGUAGGAAUAUUUUUAAUUACGUAAAUAUUUGUAUCCGUAUAAAUAUUUUUUAUGAAAUUGUAUCUCAUUUAGAAAUUAAACUUACUAAUGUGAAAAAAUAAUUUUGUCUCCUCGUAUGUAACACGGUGUCACAUAACUGACAAGACUUGAUUAAUAAUUCCGUCUCUUUUGUACUCCCAAGUUUUGAAUUCCGUCAACUUAAUAUAGCUUAACUUAGUAUAAUUUAGUACGACGCUGAUUUUUAACGAUACUGGUUUUAUAAGUAUCUUAUUCGAUCAAAAAUCGUAUCUAAGCUUAAGCCCCCAAAAAUCAACGUUGUACUUUAUAAUCUUAGGAUUAUAAUAAAUAAUUGUUAAUCAUUAUUGUAAAUAAUCUCCUAUCAAACCUCCUUGAGCUUUGAUAUCUCGUGCCAUAGACAAUGGAUUAUAUUUUGGCAAAGACAUCACUACGCACAGUCUUCACGUGUAUAUAAUCUGUGGAAAUGCUUAUUUUGCUAUAAAUUGUAUUUAUUCAAAAAGUGCCAUUGCGAUAUUAGACGAGUAUUUUAUUAUAAUUUAAAAAGGAAAUUAUUUUGUUUCGUGCAAUUGAAUAACGAUCUACUUAAAAGUAUUUAUUUUUUGUUUAAUAGACACUAAGUUUUGUUGUGUAGCUACUAACACCAAAAAGUAGAGAAGAUUGUUUUAGUAUUAUUUUUUUUUACUAAUAAAUAAAUUUAUUCAAUAAUA